Drosophila serrata is the source of this 1804-nucleotide messenger RNA. RefSeq names its product gamma-glutamyl hydrolase-like. Gene Ontology annotation, biological process: tetrahydrofolylpolyglutamate metabolic process. Gene Ontology annotation, molecular function: gamma-glutamyl-peptidase activity. The record is from RefSeq and is a predicted model, not a curated record. Lineage: Eukaryota; Metazoa; Arthropoda; Insecta; Diptera; Drosophilidae. Gene Ontology annotation, cellular component: vacuole.
AAGUGGAGUGUUCUUCCCCUUUUUUUUCGAGCGGAAAAGUAAUAUUAUAAAAACUUUAGGCGUCGAUGUGGGGAACCCUGUGAAUAACAUACAACCACUACAUCGUCAUACCUGUUUUGUAUAAAUCUGAACGUCUCGCCGCUGCACCGAGCAGUUUCCGCUAAGAGCUGGCUUAGGUUGGAUACAUCUGUGCAUUAGUCCCGAGUUGUGGCUGAGGAGUGCCUUUGGAGGCGGGAAUUCUGUUGCACAAAUAAAAAGGAUAUAUUACCAAAGCAAUAAAAUUUUCUUCAAUGCUAAAAAACCUUUAACAAACCUCCAAAAUAUUUCCUUCAAUACGUUACAAACUUGUUAUCAAAACUAUAAUACCCUGCGAAGGUAAGCACUUUAAAAACACCUUUUUUGUCAAUGAAGCCAUAAAUAAUUUACUGGGGAGAUCGAUCUCGAUAAGAACAUACCUGCGGACAAGGAGAGCCAUUUAUCUUUAAAAAGGGGCUCCAAAAUGCGAAAGAUCGCGAUCAGCCUGCUGAUCUUUAUUGGAUCUCUGUUAAGUGCCUCUACGGACACCGAAUCGCCUGUUGUCGGAAUUCUCACCCAGGAACUUCGUCCUAAUGGAUUGAUCAUGCGGCACUUCCCCGAUAAAACCAGCUUCAUAGCUGCCUCGUAUGUGAAGUAUCUGGAAGGAGGUGGAGCCCGAGUUGUGCCCAUUUGGAUCGGGCGUAAUCACAGUUACUAUAAAAAUCUUAUGUACAAGAUAAAUGGGGUUCUGCUGCCCGGUGGUUCCAAUUGGUUUAAUCAAAGCAACGGCUACGCCGAGGCAGGUGAACAUAUCAUGCAGCUGGCGGUGGAGUUAAACCAUAAGGGCAGAUAUAUGCCGGUUUGGGGUAUUUGUCUGGGAAUGGAGUUCUUGAUUUACAUGAUGGCCAACAACAAAGAACACCGGGUGGAUUGCAAUGCAAAGAACAUGAUUCUGCCAAUUGAGUUUAGAGAAGAUUACAAAUCGAGCCGUCUCUUUGGUACUAUCAGUUAUGAUGUAGCUGUUGCUAUGACUACGGAAAAUGUGACCUCUCACUGGCAUCGCUUUUGCUAUACGGAACAGGACUUUCGGAAUAAUCCCUUAACUCAGAUAUGGCGUGUUUUAUCCGUGAAUCAUGACUGGCAUGGCUCCGAGUUUAUUUCUACCGUCGAGCACGUCAUGUACCCGUUCUAUGGGGUACAAUUUCAUCCGGAGAAGCCACAAUUCGAGUUCCACAAGUCAAGUAUUCCCCACACUGCAGCUGCAAUUGUAAGCAGCCAAUUCUUUGCCGAUUUCUUUGUGAGUGAGGCCAGGAAAAGUAACCAAAGCUUCGCUAAUGAAUCAGAGCUGGCCAUGAUGUUGAUUUAUAACUAUAAGCCGGAGUAUACCGGGAUUUUGAAAUCCAUUUACACUCAACAAUAUCUAUUCAGCAACGUGGAAAUGGGCCUGGAAGUGAGACAUGCGCAUCCUUUUGGAUAACAAUUUAUUGGCAAACGCCAAUAAAAAGCUAUACAUAAUUGGCGUCAAUCCAGUGGAGACAAAGUAUCUACUAAGCUUCAGAGUAGUAAAAAUCAAAGUUUGCUGGGCAGCUGAUUAUUUUUAAUAAUCGAUACGCCAAUCGGUUUCAAUCAUUCACACAACUUAAGCCGUUCCUACUUAUCAGUUGUUAGGUCAACAAAAAUAAAACAGUUUAUUCAAUAAUUUAAUAAUCAACCUAAAACAAUAAUAUCUUGUGCACUUAGUCACUGAUCAACUAGAUCAAUUAAAUUAACCAAAACUGAACUUUAUCCA